Aspergillus oryzae RIB40 is the source of this 387-nucleotide messenger RNA. RefSeq lists its product as uncharacterized. NCBI's taxonomy places the organism in Eukaryota, Fungi, Ascomycota, Eurotiomycetes, Eurotiales, Aspergillaceae. The record is from RefSeq and is a predicted model, not a curated record. The transcript is spliced from 3 exons. Bases 1 to 387 code for a protein of 128 amino acids.
AUGACCACUGCAGGAAACAAUGCCCACCACUUCCCUCACCCCCACAAGCGGCAUUCUCUCAACCUGAUUGUAUCUUAUCCCCUGACUCGAUGCAGAUGUCAUUGGGACAGUUUUGAGCUAGAGGCGCGUAGACACUUUCGAUCUGUGGGGUUCAGCAACAAGGUCCUCGACUAUGCUCCAGCGAAAGAGGAUGACCAUGAAUUCCAUAUCAAAAAGGAGCAACUACUCUGCGGAGACGAGCAUUCAGUUGUUGCCCGUUUUGGUCAGAAUGUUGGGCAUGUCAUGACUUCAGUACUUCGGGGAGGUGUGGGAACCAAGCUGCGCUUUGGGGACUACAAAUGUGUUAAGCCGCCUGAGCAAAAACACCAUGGAAGCAUGAUAUUAUAA